Molecule: messenger RNA, 924 nt
Organism: Helobdella robusta
Lineage: Eukaryota; Metazoa; Annelida; Clitellata; Rhynchobdellida; Glossiphoniidae
Exons: 4
Coding region: 1-924 (307 amino acids)
Source: RefSeq, a predicted model, not a curated record
AUGACCCCCCAGUUCCACAUAUACGAGAUCCUGCGCCACCACUACAGGGACUGGGAUCGACCGCCGGGCAACCCCCACACCACCCUCGAAGCCGCUAUCAACUUCCUCGACGACGCGCUGCUGAACGCGCCUGCAGUCGCCAUGUUGAACAACUUGUUGUCCAGUCAGCGAUACCCGCUCUUUCGCAGCAGCAGCACUUACGAGUGGGCAUCUGAUUUGAUGAUGGAGCAUUUGAGUGAUGGAAAUUUUAAUGGCACCCUGCUCAGACGGGUCAGCAAACAUUUUCCACUAAACAAAACGGACAACCGCACACUGGCAGACGGUGUUGGUAGUGAUGUCAGAACAACUUCUCCGUCAAACAACUCGCACUCCAGAUCAACAAGCCGUGAUAUUAUUCGGAAAAUAGUUGAUAAAGGACCACUGCAAGAAUCGUCAUCAUCAUCAACAACAUCAUUUUUUCCAUUACCGAAAUCAUUACCACGAGUUUACUUUGCGGUUUUUGAUCAAAGCGAUAGAUCGAGGCAAAGCUGCGGAGUAGAACUGGAUUAUAUGUUCCUUCGCAAAAAUGAUUACAAGAUGAGGAAACCACCAUUGUCGUCAUCUUCGUUAUCAUCUUCAUCAUCACCUUCUUCAUCAUCAUCGCCAUCAACUGCGACGACCUCCACUACAAAGCAGCGUUUAGAUGCUCUCGCCGUUGAAAAACUACAGCAAAAAUUUUAUAAAAAAUUUAUUCAUUAUACAACUGAGAAGCUGCAUGACAUGACAAACACACUUGCAUUCAAGCAUUCUUCUAACAAACAUGAACGAGUGUUGUUGCUGUUCAAUAAAAAGCCUGGCAUUAAUAUCAAUGAGGCGACAUUGGGGAGUUCAGUUGGACUUCCCUGGCUAUGUAGCAACAAAAAAAUUUUCGUUAAGUGUUUAUAA